AUGAGCAUGAGCGUCGGGGAAUGCGCCGACGGGCAAGAGCCGCCGGCAGACGCGGAGAUGCAGGGCUUGGAUUCCGGCGACCAGGACGAGGAUGAGGACGACGAAGGUGCCUCCAGCGCCGCUUCGCUUUCCGAGCCAGCAUCCCCUUUCUCCGGCCCACGGGAGGAGAUAAACCGUGAUUCUACCAUGUUAAGCGAGGCCGUAAGCCCCCCGUACUCGAGAUGCUCGUCGAUACCACCGCGAUGUUCCUCUCGGGACUCGGCCGUGUCGGAGCGGGACGUGGUGUCCCCGGUGAGCCCGCCGUCCCCCCGCAACGAGUCCCCCCGCUCCUCAGCCUCCGCCUCCGCCGAAGAGCCCAACGUCCUCGACUUCAGCACCAAGCGACCCUCCGGGACGCCCCCGCCCCAGCCCGGGCCCCACCUCCUCAAGAUCCCGGCCACGGUCGAAGUUCCUCUCAAUAGUCCUUUAGAUUUAUCAGUUUCCAGUAGAAAAAGAAGUCACGGCGACGACUCGUCGCCGGCCUCGUCUCCUAGUCCGCAACCAAAAAAGAUCCCGAUGGACUUCAAGCAAGUGCCGUGGACGCCGCCGCCCGGGGUCCCGCCUCACUUCCCCUACUUCGCCGCCGCCAUGGCGGCCGCCAGCAGUCUUUCACCCAAGAGCAAUUCCUCCGCCGCCGAGACCUUCCCCUGGAACGGGAAGACCAAAUCUCAGGAGCCCCGCUCCGCGCCCAGCGACGCCUCCAAGGCCCUCGAGAAGAUGAGCGAGCUUAGCAAAUUGGGCGGCGACGAGUUCCGCUCCUCCUUCAACAACAACAGCAGUAGCGUCAACAAUAACAAUAGUCACAUAGGUUCAAGCGGGCGGCAUAGCGCCUGGCAGUCGCACUGGCUCAACAAGGGCGCCGAGCAGGCCAAGGACGUGCUGAAGUGCGUGUGGUGCAAGCAGAGCUUCCCGAGUCUGGCGGCCAUGACGACGCACAUGAAGGAGGCCAAGCACUGCGGUGUCAACGUUCCUAUCCCCCAGAUCCAACCGCCGCUUCCAGCGCCGCCCCAACAGGCGCCGCCCUCCGGGGCCUCCAACAACAUCAACUCACCGCCGUCGGCCGCCAACAGCAAGCCCAACUCUUCCGACUUGAACCUCAUCAUCAAGGAAACCAUGCCCCUCCCGAGGAAGCUCGUGAGGGGGCAGGAUGUAUGGCUCGGAAAAGGCGCCGAACAAACUAGGCAGAUCCUGAAGUGCAUGUGGUGCGGGCAGAGCUUCCGGUCACUCGCCGAGAUGACUAGUCAUAUGCAGCAAACGCAACACUACACGAACAUAAUCUCCCAGGAGCAGAUUAUCUCCUGGAAGAGCGCCGACGAAGGCAAGUCCGGUGGAAGCGGGAGCAGCGGCGGGGUGAGCAGCUCGGCCGCCGGUGGCGCCUCGAGUGUAACCAGUAGUCACGUGAGCGCGGUGCUCACCUGCAAAGUAUGUGAUCAAGCCUUUAGUUCGUUGAAAGACCUUAGCAAUCAUAUGGUGAAGAACUCCCACUACAAGGAGCACAUCAUGAGGUCGAUCACGGAGAGCGGCGGCCGGCGACGGCAGACGAGGGAGAAGCGGAAAAAGUCGCUGCCCGUCCGGAAGCUGCUCGAGCUGGAGCGAGCGCAGAACGACAUGAAGAACGGCGAGAGCUUCAUGAUGCUCGGCAAGCACAACCGGGAGAUCCACGCCGCCAGUCGGAUAACCUGCGAGAAGUGCGGGGAGAAGAUCGACAUGGCCGUCUUCGUCGACCAUAUCCGGUUGUGCAUCGGGAGCGGCGCCAUCAGCAGCGACCACAGGAAUCUGCUGAAGAACGCCCUGCUGUCGAGCAACAUGCAUACCUCGGAGAAUCCCCCCAGCGUGACGCAGACGCUCCGGGAAAGCCGCAAGAUCAAAAAGGACUACGUGAAUCUCCCGUCCGUGUCGCCCCCGGCCGCCGCGUCGGACCUCUCGAUCAACUCGGAGCCGAAAGCAAGCAAUAAACAGUCGGACGGCAAGAACUCCACCUCGCCGUCCGUCCUCAACGCCAUCGAGAAGCUCAUAGAAAAAAGUUUCGACUCGCGAGGCAGGCAUGGUGGUGCUAGUGGUGGCGCCAAUUUCAACCCCAACGCCAGUCCUGGCAACGCUCCCAUCGGUUCCAGCAUCCUCAAGAGGCUAGGCAUCGACGAAAGCGUCGACUACACGAAGCCCCUCGUCGACGCGCAAACUAUCAACCUUCUUCGAUCGUAUCACCACCAUCAACAAGCCAACUGCGGGCGCAGGGAAAGAAGUGGCAGCGAAUCGAGCUCUGUGUCAGAUAGGGGUCUGUCCAGGCACGACUCUCUCACGCCCGAGAAGAAAUUCGACUCUCCGGAGAAGCUAUCGACAUCGUCCGCGAGGGCGACGCCGGAGAACGUCGGCGCCAUGUCUCCACCCGAAGACGCCUCGGUCGAUCUCAAGAUCAAGCGGGAACCGGAAGAGGAGGCCGGGGUACCACUCCCGAGCUCCAACCGGAAACGCAACCACGUGGACGUCAAAGCGGAGAUCAAGGAAGAGGAUGAAGUGAGCGUGAAGGAAGAGCGGGAUAGGAUGGAGAGUCCGGAGAACUCGGAGAACCGGGACCCGCAGAGGCGGAUGAGCGAGGAGUCGUUGGUGACGACGAGUAGUGUCAAAGCCGAGGACGAUGAAGAACCCAGGAAGGAGAGCAGUGAGAGCCCAGCGUCUAGUCCAAAACCGGCUCCGGAGAGCCCCUGCCGGAACUCGGCCAGCCCGGCGAGCAGCGAUCGUUCGGUGACGUCCCGGUCGGAUAAGAAGUCGAGCGGGAGUCUAGGUGCUUUAUCGUCCAUGUUCGACAACCUCUCGGGCGGGAACGCCAAUUCCUCCGAGCCGACGACGACCUCCGGGAAAGGGACGAGUCACCCUCUGGCGGCCCUCCAGAAGCUCUGCGACAAGACUGAGACCCACCACCCGCCGCCGCGGCCGAGCCUCGCGGCGCCGCACGGCUCGACGCCCGUUCCGCUGACGACGACCUCGACGAGCAACACCCCGGGUGCUAUCCUGGCCUUCAGCUGGGCCUGCAACGACGCCGUCGUCAACUCGGACUCCAUCAUGAAGUGCGCCUUCUGCGACACGCCGUUCAUCUCCAAGGGCGCCUACAGGCAUCACCUCUCCAAGAUGCACUUCGUCAAGGACGGGGUCAUCCCCGACCCGGUCGCCCUCAAGUCACCCUCGACGCCCCCGAGCAAGUCGAGUAGCUCCUCGGUGGCGUCCACGUCGGCCGCCAGGAGCCCCACGCAACAGAACAACUUCGAGGAAAGCCCCCAUUCUAAAUUUCUAAAGUAUACCGAGUUAGCGAAGCAAUUAUCUAGUAAAUACGUUUGAAUGAAACGCCACGCAAUCUUUCUCUCUCUCCCUCCCGAGCUCUCUGUACAUACGUUGCAAAUACUAAUCUGUGAAUAUCUCACUUUAACUUCUCAACUUUCCGCUCCCUCCGUCGUAGCUUAUCAACCCCCGUCUUUUCGAUAGUUUCUCUGCGCUUCUAUUUACCGUAGGAGUUGAUCUCUCCUCUCAAAAUUACCUUUCUUCUUACAUGGCCGUGCCAAUGGAGAACGCCGUAUGAACACUUGCAUGUUGCCAAAUUUCACCUGAAAAAAUCGUUUUUUUGAGAAAUAUUAUGAGACUUUUAAUUGAUAUUCUUAGAAAAUAUCACGGGGAAAAUUCGAUGAGAAAUUUGAAAAAAAUUCUGACUUAUUUUCUCGAGAGUUUGUGAUUCGACGAAGGAAGUUUGGCAACCUCUGAAGGCUCAUACGGAUUUCUCCCUUACCACGACAGUACACCUGCCACUAAUUCUGUGUUUUUCAGUUAAAGAAUAAUUUCUCUCUUCUUAUCUCUAAGUUGUGCAAUGCUAUUGUAAGUUAAUAUUCUGAAAACCUAAUGAUUUAACUUCAAGAACGAAAAAAAAUGAUGACUGAAUAAGAUGACAUUUCAGUAAUAAACCAUCGAAUUUAGUUUUGAUCUAGUUUGUAUUCUCUACUUGUUCCAGUUAAACAUGACGAAAAUAAUGUUUUUCCUUGUUCACCUGAUAUGGAUAGGCAUGAAUGAGUGGAUGGAACAAGGCACGUAUUUUCUCCUUUGGAGACGGGAUUUUGGUUUCAUGACUUAAAAUAGUGGUUUAUUUAAAUAGUUUUUAUUUUUAUAUCCCUCUAAAUUUGUCAACUCAUCACCGCCUUUUCAUGCGGAUUCUUAUUGGGGUGAAAAUUCAUGGAAAUUAAACACUCAUUAUUACUCAUCUCUAUCCACCAUAACUCCACUGUUAUGAAUAUGAUGACGUAGCCUUCCAUCUCAAUAUUAUUGGCUUUAUCUCUGUAAAUGGAAUGACUUGAAUGGAAUGAAUAUGAUGGUAAUUUUUAGAUGGUGGGAGUACAUUGAAGAUACUAAAACGUAUACCAUUUAUUUUUAAUUGAUUGUAGCAAUUUUAAAUCAAAUAAAAUUACCUGAUUUCCAAUGUGAUGCAAAAGAAUAUUUUCAUAUUUUGCCCCAUUUAUUAUUGUUGUUGAUGUGUUUUUUCGUUCCCAACUUUUUUGUUUAGUUUUUCUUACUUUUGUAAUAUACAGGUUUUUUCGCCGUAUUUUUCUCAUGAAACAUUAUUCACAAGCAAAACUCAUCAGUAAUAUCCAGUUCUAACACUGUCUUCUUUGUUCAAAGUUUCUUUCCCUCCCGCCUCGCUCUCUCUCUUUUCUUUCUUAUGUAAGCGAUACGAAUUCUAUUUUCAAGUUAAUUGUCCAAAUAACUCACCUAAGUAGCAGUCAGCCAUUAAAUAAACUGACAGUUAUUUUCUUUUUUUCAUUGAUUUGAAUAAAAGUUAACCCUCUCUGACGUUUGUGACAAAAUGCAUAAUUUCAAUACUUGCACCGCAAUUCAGUCCACGUUGUUACUAAAUUUAUUUUGAAGUUCAUCUACUCUAAUAAACUUCAUAUAGAAUUUUAGAUUCGAGUAUGAACUUUCCCAUAACAAGGCCAAAUUAUAAUGAUAGGUCAAAACCUUCAUAAAUUGAGAAAAAAGUGAAAAAAUUAUUUUAAAUGAGAAGAAACUUAAGCUCUCUCCAUCUAUUAAAAGCUCAUCGUUUAUUUUAAUACGAGACGCUUGACAUGUAGUUUACAUUGCAAUGAACCAUUUUCCAGAAGUCUAUACUUUUAACUGUUUUGUAUUUUAUUUUCUUUUAAUUUACGAAACGGAGAUUAAUUAAGGUUCCCACUCUCAAUUGCGCAUGGUCUAAUUUGACUGUACUUGGACUCCUUGGUUGUAUGUUAUUACUUAAAUUCCAAGUCCUAAGCUCAAUUUAUAGGUACUUAUUUAAUUUCUAUAUUUUUUUACCCAUAGCAAUGAUGUUCAUAAGUCCCAAAAAAGUAUACGUCUUUUUUUAAACCUUUGCCGAAGUCAUGUUUCCUUAAUGAAAAUUGUGUUUACCAUAAUAGUUGAUUUCCUUGAUGUGAAAGAAAUACUUGAAGAAAUUAGACAUUCUACUAUUCUGCUUUGUAAUUAGUUGGGUGGGCUGAUAACCUUCAAGUGUAACUCUGUAAUAUCUGUACAUAGUCCCUUCUUCUCCCACAGUUCAGCAACGUUGGAGAGAUCUGUCUACUCAGGCCUCUUAAAUUUUUUGAUUAUGAUAUUGAUUACUACAAGAAUGUGAUUCUACAAUGUUAAACGAUGAUAUUUCACAAUGUAUACGUCAAACCUUAGAGUCAAUUAUCCCUGCAGUAUUGCUUCUUGAUAAGUGAAAACAUUGAUAAUUAAAAUUAUCAAUUUAGGAAAGGCCUCAGCCAAGCGGAAUUAACUGGACGUAUUUCUGCCAAACGGAACCAUGUGCAUUUAGACAUGAGCCCUAAGACUUUGAAAAUAUAAUGCACAACAGGGCUCACGUCAUAAUGCACAUACUUCCAUUUGGCAGAAAUAUGUCCAACUGAUCAAUCUACUGAGGAUCCUGUAUUUUUCUUUGUUGUGUCUCAGCCCACUAAACUCAUGCAAGACUCUUUAAAAAAAUAUUGUUUUCCGUCAUCAUUAACACAAGUCCGCAGUAUCUAAUUUUUUUCCAUAAUUGUCAUUAUUUUUGUAUUUAAUAUGAAUGUAUUUUAUCCAAGUUUGGUAAAUAAGAGCCCACCGCUAGUGUUCCUCAAAAGGGUCUCCCUACAAAAGGAAACUCCAGUAACUUCGAAUCUUCUUGGAUUCCAUUCAAUCCAAGUAAAAAUGAUAGAUUACUCGCAAGUUUCUCACGCACUUUUUUCUUCCUCACAACCCUUUUGUCAAGAGACAUUAUAAAAAUGGCCGAUUGCGCACAAAAAACAAAGUAGUUCUUCCUCAUCAUGACAUCAAGACCUAAGAUUAUGCUUCCACCCAAGUAUGAUAUAAUAAAUGGGUGCUUUGAUUUUAUCCAAUCCUCGGGAUACUUAAAGACUUUUUGUUAAAAAGAAAUUCAAAGGACAAUUUAGAACCUUGGAACUCUAUCUUAAUGUUAAAUUUCUAGAUGGUACUUUUGACUUUGUCACUUUCAUACAUUCCUUUCUGAACUAUGUUCAAACAUGAUUGUAUACGACUCUCUUAGAAAGUCUUCUCUUGCUUCAUUGUGAGGCAAACAUGUAUUAAACUCUAAUAACGUUGCUGUAAGCAAUAUUGUAUGUUAUCGGUGUACUUAUAAAAUCUGCAUGUGCCAACUAGUACUCAAUGCGUUCUGAAGAGAAUUUUGUUUCUCUCUCUUCACUAAAGUGUGUUGCAUUAAAGUUAAAGCUAGGAGGAUAUGUUUACAUUAUUUUUGCUUCGAAAUAAAAAGCAAAGAAAUAGGCGGGUUGAUUAGUGGGAAAAAACUGCAGAAUAUUCAUCCCAAAAUUCUCCUGAAAAGUUGACGGAAAGUUUGUAAACUGGAAGUUCGUAAAAAAUACCCAAAAUAAAGUGAAGUCCACAGCCAAAUAUCAUGCAUAUAUUCAACAUUCAAUAGAUAGAAAAUCCGUACACGUCAUCAAUUUGUUGACGUCACGUAUUUCAAGAACGUUAAAAAUACAUAUGGACGUUACUAUUUGACUUAGGGAGUUUCUAUCCAAAAUGUUACUUCGGUUAUCUCAAAUUUAGGUUUCCUUUAAAACUUUCAAACAGUAGGUCAGGCACAGCUCUCUACUUGAUAUUUUUAGAGGCGAUAUCGCAUGAAAAGAUGGAACCUCGUUGAAUGUUUCUUUGAAAGCUGACAAUCAGUUACCGAAUCAAACCGUCACGCUUUCUGUGCAAGUCUUAGUUUGAAAACAAGUUGGUUAUUGAUCAAGAAAACAAGGGAGAAUAUGAAAAAAAUAUUCCGUUGUGCAAAAGAGGAACCAGAAAUGAUGAAGCUCCUUUCCUGGAAACAAAUCAGUUUUUGUGCUAGAAAAGAAAACUUUGAACGAUGGCGGGUACUUACGCUCUGUUCGUGGUGUUAAAAGAGAAUCAUGCAAUAUUCUCUCAAAUAAAAUUCUAGUCUCUUCCUAAUAUACUUACGGCGAUCAGAGGUAUAGAUUUCCUCUCUGCUCGCGAGGUGUUAGUUUAUUUAUGAAUUUGUUCAUCUUUUCUCCAAUCAAAAGUGAUUAGAUGCUAAUAGUAAACCUCGUCGCUCCACUGACAUAAGCACCUAACCACAUUUUGAGAUGAGGCAUUGUGUUCGUCCGUGGAAGCUCGCAAGUUGACAGUGGUGAGUUUGUUCCAUUUGAUUUAGUGUGAAAAAUCGAUAUCUAUCGAGGCAGGCCGCCUCGACUAUAAUCGAUUAUUCGCAUCAAUUUAAAUGGAGGGAAAAACAAUGUAAUUGUGACGAUAGUCACUAUGUCCGUAUAACUCUAUCAUAACGACUUUUAAGUCAGCGGAGCUAUGAGGUGUUCUCCUUGUAGGGCAGUUUUGGACCUUUAUUUUGCUUUAAAUUUUCGUUACGCAUUAAAGUACCUACUGUAACUCCUUAGUUUUGGCUAUUUUUGAUGACGGGUUUGAUGGAAGCUACUGAAUUUCAGGUGUUCUAGUUUUUUUCCUACACGACUGGAACAUCGCUGCCAUCAACUCCAUCAUCACUCUGUGUCCGGUCGACUAGGCUCCAGUGAGAAUUUAUACGAUAAAAUCAUAAAUACCAGUGUUAUUUAGCACAUAAGGAUCUCUUAUAGGGUUGGGUUAUCAUUAUUUUUAAGACUCAAGCAUGGAUGUAUCCCUUCGAUUUUAAGUUGUCAAUUUCAAUGAUAACGGCCCCUUAUUCCAGUGGUACUUAUAACUGCGAUUCAGUAACUUUGCCGAGGAGUAGAACAUUUUCAACAAGAAGGUCUCUCAGAUAAUAACUUUUGUCACAAUAGUUUAUUUGCCGUUCAAAGGCUGUGAAAAAUAUAAUUACUGAUAGAGCAAGAAGACUCUUUCUUAAGUUUUUCUAAUGUUGAGGAAUAUAUCUGCCCACUUUUUGAAUACACAUGGAACAAUCCCUAAAGUUUCUAAGUUCUUAAUGUCUAAAUUUUCCAAUUAUGUUCACAAAUGACAUGUUGGGAGAUCGGAUUCCUAAUUAAUUCGUGGUUGCUGUAUUUACGUGCGCGUACGAAGUAUAAUAUUUUGAUACUCGUGUGAUGAGUCUAUACUGUCUUAUGAACAGGUUCUAAGUAUACGAAUUAAGGUUAAUAAUGAUAAUCCAACCCAUUUUUGUAGUUAAGAACUACGUCUCUGUAUACGAUGAUUGUACAUAGUAACUUUUUGUAAUUUUUCAGCCUAAAAAUUUCAAUUUAAAAUACCAAGACUAAUUAGUUUAUUUUUUAAAAUAUUUUGUAUCAUAACUGAAGCUGUACUAUUAUAAAUACUUUUGUAUUAUUACUGUCGCAAAUUUACUCAUAUUUUGUUAGGUACUUCAUUGAAUUUUAUGUAUUUAUGUACAAAAUUAAAUUAAAUAGGUCAAAAAGAGGCAAGUUGAACUCGACAAUUAGUAUUGUUCAAACGUUUGUGAUGCAGUCCGCGUAUUAAUUUUAGUUGAUCAUGUUGUUUCUUUCCUCUUUACAUUUUGUAAAAUAAUGGAUCUAAUCCACUCUUUUUCGCGGAGGAAGUCAAUGUUGAUGGUACUCUUGGUAUGUUUUGAUCGAAUAUUCUUCUUUUUCAAAAGAUGCUCAUUUUCAUAAAUUGGUAUACAUGAUACCAAAUUUUAAUGUUUAAGACAUAUUAGGUAAUAAAUUCAUGGAUAAACACAAUGUAUACUUCAAUGACUCAUAAAACAAUAAAAAUAUUACUAUUGUUUAA
Messenger RNA from Bemisia tabaci, 9255 nucleotides. Lineage: Eukaryota; Metazoa; Arthropoda; Insecta; Hemiptera; Aleyrodidae. The record is from RefSeq and is a predicted model, not a curated record.